AUGAACAUAAAAAAACUUAUCCUGUUUGUUAUAAUUGGCGUUACUGUCGCUUCUGGAGUAAAAGUGAGGGUUAAGAACAAAUGUUGGUGGCCUCUCAAAGUGCAUAUUGACAACGAUGACAAUGGUCGUUGGAUUGGUGCUGGAGGAGACAGUUGGGGAACCAACGGCCGAUCAGAUCGAACCUGGGCUGAACAACCUGGCAUCUGGGGUGAUUACACACUCGCUGAAAUUAACGACGAUAAUGGUCGCAUUUGGUACGAUAUCUCUCUUGUCGAUGGUUUCACAUAUCCAAUAGCUCUUGUUCCGGUUGGAGGUGGUGGAGGCAACCCUCUUUAA
Rotaria sordida is the source of this 336-nucleotide messenger RNA. Lineage: Eukaryota; Metazoa; Rotifera; Eurotatoria; Philodinida; Philodinidae. The record is from the annotation of a GenBank genome assembly.